ACACCUCGAUUUCUCAGUCCGCUCUCUCUACCCUUCCUUUCCUCCUUCCAUUUUCCGGGAAAAUCGUUUUUCUUUUUUCCCGAGAAAAUUAUAAAACCACGUCUUUUCCAUUUUCUCACUAAUCAAACAUGUUUUCGGUUCGCUCAAUCCUCGCUCUCCAGCUAAGACGCUCAAUCCUCCUACUGCAUUCUUCUUCUUCUUCGUAUUCUACUUCUUCCGCUGCUGCGGUGCAAGCCGAGCGAGCGAUAAGCGAAGGUCCGAGAAACGAUUGGACACGAGACGAGAUCAAAUCCGUCUACGACUCUCCGGUUCUCGAUCUCCUUUUCCACGGAGCUCAAGUUCAUAGACAUGCACAUAACUUUAGGGAAGUGCAGCAAUGUACUCUGCUCUCUAUCAAGACGGGUGGGUGUAGUGAGGAUUGUUCUUAUUGUCCUCAAUCCUCUAGAUAUGCCACAGGACUAAAAGCCCAAAAGCUUAUGACCAAGGAGGCUGUUCUGCAGGCUGCAACAAAGGCAAAAGAGGCUGGUAGCACACGUUUUUGCAUGGGUGCUGCGUGGAGAGACACUGUAGGAAGAAAAACCAAUUUCAAACAGAUCCUUGAAUAUGUAAAAGAAAUAAGGGAUAUGGGAAUGGAGGUGUGCUGCACCUUGGGCAUGCUAGAGAAGCAGCAAGCUGUAGAACUUAAGAAGGCAGGCCUGACAGCUUAUAAUCAUAAUCUUGAUACCUCAAGGGAGUAUUAUCCAAAUGUCAUCACCACAAGGACUUAUGAUGAGCGCCUAGAAACCCUUGAGUUUGUUCGUGAUGCAGGGAUUAAUGUCUGUUCAGGAGGAAUAAUAGGGCUUGGAGAAGCAGAAGAGGACCGAGUUGGUCUUCUACAUACAUUGGCAACGCUCCCUAGUCACCCUGAGAGUGUUCCCAUCAAUGCACUGCUUGCAGUGAAAGGCACACCUCUUCAAGAUCAGAAGCCAGUUGAAAUAUGGGAGAUGGUUCGAAUGAUUGCCACAGCACGCAUAGUCAUGCCCAAGGCAAUGGUCAGGCUGUCAGCUGGAAGAGUUCGGUUCUCCAUGCCUGAGCAAGCAUUGUGCUUUCUUGCUGGUGCAAAUUCGAUCUUCACUGGGGAGAAGCUCUUGACUACUCCUAACAAUGAUUUCGAUGCUGAUCAACUCAUGUUCAAGGUGCUAGGACUUACUCCAAAAGCCCCCAGUUUUGAUGAUGCUGCGGCAAAUGUUUAUGAAGCAGAGGCUUGUGAGAAAGCUGCUUCCAGUUCAGGAUAAAUCACAGAAAGUGCAUGUUGUACCCUAUCAUUGAAGUAGAAAAUGUUUUUUAUUUUUUAUUUUUUAUUUUUUUUAAAUUAUGUCGUCAUUGUGGACUUAGGUACGACAUACAUUUGGUCCCUUGGGGCCAUGUAGUUGCCUUUUGCAAAUGCAAAAUGUAGGUUCAGAGUAAUUUAAUGAUCACCUUUUAAUGACACGGGUUCAAUUUAGAUAUCA
Molecule: messenger RNA, 1490 nt
Organism: Quercus robur (English oak)
Lineage: Eukaryota; Viridiplantae; Streptophyta; Magnoliopsida; Fagales; Fagaceae
Product: biotin synthase, mitochondrial
Exons: 6
Coding region: 129-1274 (381 amino acids)
Biological process (GO): biotin biosynthetic process
Cellular component (GO): mitochondrion
Molecular function (GO): 2 iron, 2 sulfur cluster binding; biotin synthase activity
Source: RefSeq, a predicted model, not a curated record